AUGCGUUUGCUCUCAAUUCUCGGAGUAGCCGCUGUCUCCAUAUCUGGGGCAUCGGCCGCGUUAGCAGUUGAAGGAGAGCCAGAUGUCAACUCGACUUUGGUGCAAGAGCAUCUCAAAAACCGAGAGAAGCUGAUUGCAUUAGAAAAGACGCAUCGACAGGAUCACAUCUUCCGGCAGAGCCUUUCUCCAACUGCAAAGCGCGCAGAUGAGAUCGUUCAAGCAAUUCGCCAGUAUGAAAUCGACAAUUACUGGCGGGUGGCUGCCACACCCGAUGGUCAGGUCGAUGAGCGAUUCGCAGGAGAACCGUUCCCCCUUGCCCGACCAUUGAUCGGCAAUACAACUCUCUGGAGCGUUGUGAAACGUAUGCCAAAGGGAGCUCUCUUGCACGCCCAUCUGUCGGCGAUGCUGCCAUACGAGAAAUUGCUGGAGAUUAUUAUCCAGACUGAAGGCAUGGAAAUUUCUGUUGACCAGCCUGUUGACACCCAAGAAGCCAAGAUGAAUGCCACCAUCAAUUUCUCACAUAACAACGGCACGGUCACAACCGAGGAGAAGAAGAUUGACUCCGCUGAUUACACCCCGAACACGCAAAUCCCGAUAAAGACUGCCGUUGACAGCUUUGAUGGUGGCGAAGCGGGCUUCAUCGAAUUCAUCAAGAACAAGACAACCAUUCCACCAGAGGUGUCUAUCCGUCAUGAGCUCGGUGUCGAUGAGAUUUGGAGACGUUUCCAAGCAUGCUUUGGCCCCACUGAUACAAUGAUCCAGUACGAGCCUGUCGUGAGGAAGUUCUAUCAGAGACUCUUCGAGGAUCUCGCCAACGAUGGUAUCAACUGGGUGGAGAUCCGAAGUGGUGGCUCUAGUGGCAAGCUCGUCCAUGAUGGCGACGAAGAAAUCGAUCCCGAUCUCGAUGCUUGGUGGUAUGUCUUGGUGGAGGAGAUCGAGAACUUCAAGGCCACCGAGGCUGGUAAGAAGUUCCUGGGCGCCAGGAUUAUCUGGUCUGAUGCACGCGGAAAGAGCCGCGCUAAGAUCACCAAGAGUAUGAAAAUCGCGCUCCAGAGAAAGCAAAACUUCCCAGAACUCUUCAGUGGUUACGAUCUGCUGGCACAGGAAGAUCUCGGCCGCCCGCUUUCUGAUCUGGCACCAGAGCUUGUUUGGUUCCGCGAACAAACCGAAGUUUUGAAUCUCACUAUUCCGUACUUCUUCCAUGCGGGAGAAACUCUGGGAGAUGGAAACUCGACAGACGACAACCUGUUUGACGCACUCUUGUUUAACACACGACGAAUCGGCCAUGGAUUCUCUAUUUAUAAACACCCGAACUUGAUUAAUCAAGCGAUCGAGCAAAAUGUGCUGAUUGAAGUGUGCCCUAUCUCAAACGAAGUGCUUCGUUUGAACGAGGAUAUUCUCCACCAUCCUUUGCCGGCAAUGAUUGCUCAUGGUAUUCCAACCGCCAUCAGCAACGAUGAUCCAGCCAUGCUGGGACAGGAUGUGGCGGGUUUGAGUUAUGACUUCUAUGAAGCUAUUCAAGCUUUCGAUAAUCUCGGGCUUGCUGGCCUGGGCUCGUUGGCACAGAACAGUUUGCGCUGGUCAAACUUUGAAGAUCAAUCCGACAAGGAUUGGAUUCAAGAUAUCGAUCGUGGCGCUGAUGGUACUAGUACCAAGGCUAAGCACAUCCAGGCUUGGAACCAGGACUGGGAGGAUUUCUGCAAGUGGAUCGUAGACGAAUACGGCUCGCAGUAUCCAGCCGAAGAGACUUUGUGA
Molecule: messenger RNA, 1755 nt
Organism: Penicillium olsonii
Lineage: Eukaryota; Fungi; Ascomycota; Eurotiomycetes; Eurotiales; Aspergillaceae
Source: the annotation of a GenBank genome assembly